Messenger RNA from Linum trigynum, 4997 nucleotides. The record is from the annotation of a GenBank genome assembly. Lineage: Eukaryota; Viridiplantae; Streptophyta; Magnoliopsida; Malpighiales; Linaceae.
CUUAGGCGUGCUAGGUGCUAAGCAAGACCCCAACGCUCGCCUUCACACAUAUUAUUUGUAGAUGGAUAAUUCCGACGAAUCAGAAUCGUUGGUUUUCAUUUUGGGAUUAAAUGAAUCUUAUAGUUUGGGUUAGAAAUUGGGAACUGGGGUUCGGCCAGUAGAGAUUAGGGUAUGUUAUUGUUCGGUUUGAAGUCUGGAGUCUCGGCUAUAAUUUUCUUGACUAUGUCAGGUAGAGAACAAUGUGCUUAUCUCUCUUUUUGUGACGUGUACUUAAAUCUUGGUUCAGAACCUCCUGCUGUCCACCAAUGACAACAAUGGCAUACUAAAAAUGGCAGAUUUUGGGUUUGCUAGGUAAUUUCUAUCACAAUAUUCCCUUGCCACUUCUGUAUCUUUUCUGACACUUUUGAUUGUUCCGUUUGAAGAUGGUUAUUUCCAUUUCACUUUUUUUUUUUUUCGUUGGCAGGAGACUUCCAUUUCUCUAAUAUUUCAGUUUUGGAUUUUUAUUCUCCGUUCCAGAUCUCUUCAACCAAGAGGCCUUGCUGAAACCUUGUGUGGUUCACCCCUUUACAUGGCUCCAGAAAUAAUGCAACUUCAGAAGUAUGAUGCAAAGGUGAUGCUUGCUUUCACAUUUUAUGCGCUGUGUUUUGUGAACUGAGGGUAAGCACUAACCUUGCACCGGAUACGCAGGCAGAUCUCUGGAGUGUUGGUGCCAUCUUAUUUCAACUUGUAACUGGGAAAACCCCAUUCACUGGGAGCAACCAAUUGCAGGUAUGAUUAGCUUCUCUUUAUUGCCAUCGAGAUUGCAUACUAAAGUCAUGCUAUAGCUUGUCAAAAUAGAUAAUGCAGCUUUGCCGGUGAGUCUCACUUUUCUUUCUAUUACACAGUUACUCCAGAAUAUCAUGAAAUCAACUGGAUUGCAAUUUCCACCAUAAGUUAAUUUGAGUACUGAGUGCACAGAUUUAUGCUACAGAUUGCUGCGUCGAAAUCCAGGUAUCCCAUUCAUACCAACUUGAAAUGGGAAAUACCUUCUCAUGUUUACUGAAAGAGCAACUUAUAGCACCAAGUCCUAUUUGGUGUACACGGAAAAUAUUCCUCGUUAAUUUUAUCUUUCAAUCUAACAUUUAGCAGAUUUUGUGGCCUAAGAACUGGAGUAAUUACUGUAUUUGUAGACUAUUUUUUAAAGUAUCAGGUAGAGAAUCAUUUUAUUAGUAUAUUGAUCUUUGGGAAAUUUUAGAAUCUCAAUUUGCAUUUGUAAGUUGUAACUUAGCUUCACUUUUGUACAUACAGUGGAACGGUUGACUUUUGAGGAAUUCUUUAACCACCCAUUUCUUUCUCAGAGGAGAGCAGAUGAAUCAUUGAGGUAUCUCUUGUAGAAGUUCAGUCUGCUUGACCAUAAUGCAUCUCUCCUCUCAGCUUCUAAAACAAGUUUUGUCAGGGCUCAGAGACCUUCAAGAUUUGCAGAUGGCUUCUCACCGUCUGAUACUAAUUCCCUUGGGAAAAGCAGUCCUCAGGAGGAUUGUCUGCCAUUUUUUCUGGAUGAUGAUUCUAGUGGUCCUGAGGGUAGUCUUGCUUUCUCUACUAGGAACUCAUCAAUCAAGACCACUUAUGGAUUUUCUCUUGACACUAGAGCUGAUGAAAGGGAUGCAAAAUUUAAUGCUUUAAAUAAUGUAGAUAUUACACCUUCAGGGCAUAUCUCUGUCAGAUACCCAUCUGGUAAUUCUAUAGCUAGGCCCACUAUCAAUAAACUUUUGGAUGAAAAUCAAAGUGAAACUUCAAAGACGGCAGCGCCAAGGCCAGUGAGCAGCAUCAGGCCGAGAGGUAACUGAGACAUGUCUAGACCCAUGACUUAUAAUUAUCUUUAUACAAUGCCGUAUUGCUAUCCAGUCGUUGAUUCCUGAUUUCUUACACAUCAUAUGGUUCAUGCAGUCGUGGAUUCUCUAGAGUCGAUUGAUCUUGAUUAUGUUUUGGUUUCUGGACCACCUUUGGAUGUGUCUUCUUCUUUGGCUGGCAAUUCCAAACCUAGCCAGAUACCUUUUAAAUCUGAGAGUGCCCCUCAAACAUCGGGCCAUAUAAUACCUAGACCUAGCGCCCUUGUUCCUUUAGUUGGAACUGGCAAUCCUACUACUCUUGCCCGCAUUGCAAGCAUCGAUAGUCCAGGCUCUGCUCCUCGCACUUCCCAAGGAUCUACAGAUAUAGGACGUUCCCUAGAGCAGCCAUCACCUGACUGCAUGACCAGGAUAAAGUCUUUGAAGCAGUGCGCAUCGACCAUAACUGAACUUGUCCAAGAAAAGGUAACAUAUUCGACAUGUCCUCUAUCAUGGGUAUGUUAGGCUCUGCUUAGUUCAACUGAUAUGAGGUCAUUGGGUGUAGUUGUCGACUGGAGCAAAGAUUAGAAAUGAAAGUGUGCGAACAAAUUAUUGCAAUAAAUACUCUUUUUUGAGCAGUUAUUGAAGUACUUGAUUGGUGUGGAAUUACUUGGUCCCUGAAGCUUAUUGCGUUUUUGAGAAGAGAAACGGGUUGAAUUGGAAAUGAAGAAAAUAAUAGAGUAAAGUAGGGUCCAUAUGAUUUUAAAAUUAGAUGUUAAAGAUAAAAGUUGGUUAUUUGAUUAACUGAUGCCCACUGGUCGGAAUCAAGUGUAUAGUCUAUGGAAAUCACAAGACUUUACCGUGACUCCGUGAGUUCUGAAUUAUGUGAGGUCUUUCCUUAAAAGUAUAGUACUGCUUUCUUAUCAGCACUUAGUUGUUGAAUAGAUCGAGGCUGGCAGACAUUUGGAAGCUUUCUCAAUCCAACUUGUCAUACUUGCAAUUUGGAAGCAAGCCUUGCAUAUAUGCCAUGCUCAGGCUGCUUCAGCCAUUGAAGGAAGUCCAAGCCAGGAAAACAUAAGAUUGAUGAGGAGAAGCAGCAGUAAGAUUAAACAUGGUACAUCAGAGAUGGAAUGUUGUUCUGAUGAUAUUGGGCCGGAGAUAAACACCACUCAUAUUGAGAGAGAUUUUCUUCGGGAGGUUGAGCAUGCCGAGGAACUUGCCAAUGCUAUUGAACCUGGGAGUACAGAGAUGCCAGAUGCACUGGAGACUAUUUUCCAGUCUGCCCUCACUCUUGGAAGAAAUGGAGGGGUAGAUGAGCUAAUGGGAGAAAUGGAAAGCGCAAGUUUGUUAUACUCCAAAGCAGUAAGGUUGUUAAGGUUCCUUCUUGUGGAGGCACCUUCUCUCAUUCUGAACCCUCCAUUUUCACUCACGAACUCAGACCGGUUCAGGCUUCGCAAUUACAUUGAUAUCCUCAACAACAGGCAGGGAUGUUCUCGUUCUCAAAGGAUGGCCCUUGUGAAAUGCGAUUCGGAUCAGCCGUCGUCAUAGAUCAACAACAACAGAAAAACAAGUUCUCACAUUUUUCUCUCCUCUCUUGGACUGACCCCUGUUCUUUGCCAUUUGUAAAUGAUUUGUUUGUACAGGCAGCCAUUAUUCUUUUCAGGUGGAAGUAGGGAACUCAUGAUACGUGAUUCAGCAGAAUUCUCGAUUCUUUUGGAGGUGGGGAGGAUGUUGUGUAAUAUGUACAUACAAACGCUGGUUCGUGAAAGCGUGUGAUGAUGAAGGGAAAAAAAGUAAGAUAUGAGAGAAAAGAUAGAGGAAGAAAGACCUGCACAUGAAAGACUCAUGCAAAAUUGGUUUGUGUUGGUUAUGGUUGUGGGAAGAGAUGAUUGUCGAAAAUGAAGGCGAUCAAAGUUAAAUCGCUUCUCACUACAAGGUUAGGGUUGGUGCAUCUGUUUUUCCAUGAGACUAGGGUUGGUGCAACGGUUGACAAAAGUGAUCAUACUUAAUCUUAAUCUUGUGGUCAAACGCGAUCAAUAUUGGGCAUGAGGCUAGGGUUGGGUAAUUAGCAUAAACGGUCACAAACCUAUUCACUUUGUACGAAACGAUCACAAACCUUUUAUUUUGUACGAUUAAGUAACAUACGUUUGAGAGAAUAACGAAAUGGUCAUUCUGUCCAUAUCCAUCCAGAAAAACCAUUAAUUUUGUCUAGUCAACAUGACACGUCACUUAAAAUAUUAAUAACAAAUUCGAUGACCAAACCCAAUUGAACCGGACUGCCCAACCGAAAGCCAUAACUCUAUACCAGAGCGAAUCAACGAAGGGACACCUCCCAGGUCACGCCGCCGAUAGCCAAAAACCAUUGAAGGGUUGCCGAUAGCUUCUCCGGGUCGCGUCGCCAGCCGAAACCAACGAAGGGUCGCGACCUUUUUCCCCUGUUAAAAUCGAAUCUCCCAGCUGAAUUGUCUAUUGCUUUCGCUAAUGGUUUCCCGGAUGAGCGAUGUAGAUAAUUUCUGGUUUUUUUUUGGUAUUUGAUGGGUGUUUUCUCGAUCAUUGGUAAUUGGUCUGGGAAAACAGAUACGGUGGGCUUGAAUGAGAUUGUGUUAGAAUGGCUUGCUUCAUGAUAAGUUGGGAAUUUUGUUAGCUUCAUAGCUUUAGGUUUCAUAAUGGGAGAACGGUUAAUUGUUGUUAAUUUCUGUUGCAGUGAAAGUGGAGAUUCCGGAGUUCUUGAAUGGAAUAGGGAAAGGUGUUGAGAACCAUGAAGCCAAGAUUGAAAAUGAGAUCGGAGACUUUCAGAAACUUCUCGUUAGUGACGCAACCAGGGCGGCAACCCUUCGUUGGUUUCGGCCUGAGACGCGAUUCGGAGAAGCUAUCGGCGACGGGAGACUGUUCCGCGGGUGCGAUUCUGGGGACGACGGGAGAAGCUAUCGGCGACCCUUUGUUGGUUUUUGGCUAUCGGCCAUGCGUCCUGGGCGGGCAACCCUCCAACAUUUUUUUUAUUAACUAGGGUAGAGAGUUAGGGUUUUUGGUUGAGCUACGGUUCAGUUGGAUUUGGUUAUUAAAUUUUUUAUUAAUAUUUUAAGUGAUGUGGCGUAAUGACUGGACAAAACUAACAGUGUUUUUUAUGGGGAUGGACGGAAUGAUCAUUUCGUUAUUCUCUCAAACGUAUGUUACUAAAACGUGCAAAAUUAG